AUGAGUUCGUACGUAGCCAAUUCGUUCUAUAAGCAAAGUCAAAAUGCUCCUGCCUAUACCAUGCAAAGUUAUGGGAAUUAUGGAUCUGUGUCUGAGGUUCAGUCAUCCAGGUAUUGCUACAGUGGGCUGGAUCUAAGCAUCACAUUCCCAUCCUCUGGUUCUUCCAACUCUCUGAACGGUUUGGACAUGUCUUCAAGCCCUAGAACUAACCCCGACCGACCUUCCUGUACAGUCAUGGGUUCUUCAGGGCACUCUCUAGCCAGAGACGACCAGACUCCUCUAAACCCAGGAAUUUACAGUCAGAAGGCUGGUAACACGGCGUUGGAGGACAGAUCUAAGAGCACUGGCGAGAUCAAAGCGGAGCCGGUGCAAACUACACAACAAGGAGGGCAACAACUGCAGCAGCAGCAACCACCACAAAUAUAUCCGUGGAUGACCAAACUACACAUGAGCCAUGAAACAGAUGGCAAACGUUCCAGAACUAGCUAUACUCGCUACCAAACUCUGGAACUAGAAAAAGAAUUUCAUUUCAACAGAUACCUCACACGCCGGAGGCGCAUUGAAAUUGCCAACAACCUGUGCUUAAACGAAAGGCAAAUCAAAAUCUGGUUUCAGAACCGGAGAAUGAAGUGGAAGAAAGAUUCCAAAUUGAAAAGCAAAGAUUCUCUCUAA
Molecule: messenger RNA, 672 nt
Organism: Emys orbicularis (European pond turtle)
Lineage: Eukaryota; Metazoa; Chordata; Testudines; Emydidae
Gene: HOXC5
Product: homeobox C5
Exons: 2
Coding region: 1-672 (223 amino acids)
Biological process (GO): embryonic skeletal system morphogenesis; positive regulation of transcription by RNA polymerase II; anterior/posterior pattern specification
Cellular component (GO): nucleus; nucleoplasm
Molecular function (GO): DNA-binding transcription factor activity, RNA polymerase II-specific; RNA polymerase II cis-regulatory region sequence-specific DNA binding
Source: RefSeq, a predicted model, not a curated record